This is a messenger RNA of Limulus polyphemus (Atlantic horseshoe crab), 1337 nucleotides long. RefSeq names its product double-strand break repair protein MRE11-like (gene mre11). Bases 146 to 1216 code for a protein of 356 amino acids. Gene Ontology annotation, molecular function: manganese ion binding; DNA endonuclease activity; 3'-5'-DNA exonuclease activity. Gene Ontology annotation, biological process: meiotic DNA double-strand break formation; mitotic intra-S DNA damage checkpoint signaling; telomere maintenance. NCBI's taxonomy places the organism in Eukaryota, Metazoa, Arthropoda, Merostomata, Xiphosura, Limulidae. The record is from RefSeq and is a predicted model, not a curated record. Gene Ontology annotation, cellular component: Mre11 complex; nucleus. The transcript is spliced from 3 exons.
AGCUGGAGAUAAGGUUGACACCAGGUGUAAAGUCCGAAGCACGAAAACCGUUAGAUUAUACUAUCAGUACUAGAAAAAGCUGAAAAGUGAUCCAUGGUCAUUUCCGUGAAAAAAGAAAAUUUCUCCUCUUUAAUUAAAAAACACAAUGGGUGAACCUGAGCCAUCAGAGGAAGAUGUUAUGAAAGUUCUAAUAGCCACAGACUGUCAUCUAGGUUAUGCUGAGCGAGAUGCAGUUAGAGGUAAUGACUCAUUUGUCACCUUUGAGGAGAUACUUAGCACAGCUAAUACUGAAAAUGUAGAUAUUAUUCUCCUUGGUGGCGAUCUGUUUCACGAUAACAAACCCUCGAGGAAGACCCUUCAUACCUGUAUGCAACUACUACGCAAGUACUGUAUGGGAGAUAAACCCGUCAAUAUAGAGUUUCUCAGUGAUCAGUCAGAAAACUUCAAAUAUAACAGCUUUCCUUUUGUAAAUUAUGAAGAUCCUAACUUGAAUAUAUCUACUCCAGUGUUUUCAAUUCAUGGUAAUCAUGAUGAUCCAGCAGGUCAAGGAAAUCUCUGCUCCCUGGACCUACUUAGUGUCAGUGGUUUGAUUAAUUACUUUGGGAAGUGUACAGACUUGGACAACGUAAAGAUAUCUCCUCUUCUCAUGCAGAAAGGUGAAACAAAACUGGCUCUGUAUGGAUUGGGUUCAAUUCGUGAUGAACGGCUACAUCGCAUGUUUAGAGAAGGCAAGGUUAGCAUGCUUCGUCCACGGGAGGACAGCGAAACUUGGUUUAACCUUUUUGUUGUGCAUCAGAACAGAAGUAGACAUGGAUUGACUAACUACUUACCAGAACAGUUUUUAGACGAUUUUCUAGACUUGGUGAUUUGGGGACAUGAACACGAAUGUAGAAUUAAACCAGAAUGGAAUGGACAACAAAAUUUUUAUGUUUGUCAACCUGGCAGUUCGGUGGCCACUUCUCUUUGUCCUGGUGAGGCUGUUCCAAAGUGUAUAGGAAUGCUCAAUAUUUAUAAAAAGAGCUUCAAACUGUCCAAGAUCCCGUUACAAACAGUCAGACAGUUUUACAUUGAAGAUAUAGUUCUAUCAGAAACUAGUCUUAACCCUGAGGAUCCUGAUAUCGCUGAACGUGUUCUAGAAUAUUGCUGUGAAAGGGUGGAGAAUUUGAUAGAUAAGGCUGUUAGUGAUCACACAGGUAACAUUCAGUUACAGGUUUGAUAGGUAAGGCUGUUAGUGAUCACACAGGUAACAUUCAGUUACAGGUUUGAUAGGUAAGGCUGUUAGUGAUCACACAGGUAACAUUCAGUUACAGGUUUGAUAGGUAAGGCUGUUAGUGAUC